GAUUACGACAUGUUGCUGAUGUUCGAAAAUGGUAUACGUGGUGGACUAGUGCAAGCGAGCAAACGGUAUGCGAAGGCGAAUAAUGUCAAGACCCCGGGAUACAACGAGACGAAGGAUAAAUCAUGGAUAAUUUAUCAGGACUGUAACAACUUGUAUGGAUGGGCAAUGUCUCAGUACAUGCCGUACGGUGGGUUCAACUGGGUUGAACCUACAUUGAAUGGAUUAGAUGAUUUGGAUGACACCUCCCCCAUAGGACGUGUGUAUGAGGUGGACGUGACGUACCCACAACACCUACACAACGAGCAUAACGACCUGCCUUUCUUACCCCAAAACAGUAUGCCGAGUGGUUCGAAGGUAAGAAAGUUGAUGGCAACGUUCGAAAAGAAGGAUAAUUAUAUUAUACACUAUCGAAAUCUGCAGCAGGCGAUUAAGAAUGGACUUAUAGUUGAAAAGGUACAUAGAGUAAUACAAUUCAACCAGUCUGACUGGCUGGCUAAAUAUAUUGAGUUGAACACCGAGAUGAGGAAGAAGGCAAAGAAUGAUUUUGAGAAAGACUUUUUUAAAUUAAUGAAUAACGCUGUAUUUGGUAUUAAAACAAUGCAAUCGAAGAGGAAGGAGAUGAAGAUGGAGUUGGUGUCAUGUGAAAGGAGAUUGCAAAAAAUUAUAAACAAGUGUACGUUCAAACACUGUACAAAUUACAAUGAGAACCUUAAUGCUGUCGCCCUGGAGAAUAAGAUUAUUAGAUUUGACAAACCUAUUUAUAUUGGAUUUGCAGUACUAGAUAUAAGUAAGACGCUGAUGUACGACUAUCAUUAUAAUGUAAUGAAGAAAUUCUACAGAGACAAAAUUAAAUUAAUGUACACUGAUACAGAUUCACUAGUAUAUCAUAUUGAUACUGAAAAUUUUUAUGUGGACUUGGCGGUUAAUCGUAACUUGUUGGACCGGAUGGACACCGCCAACCUGCCCAAUGACCAUCCGUGCUAUGUGGCAGAAAGAAAGAAGUCUCCGGGGUACUUUUCUGAUGAGGUGGAUGGGAAUGUGAUUACCGAGUUCUGUGCGUUGAGGGCAAAGUCCUACGCUUUUAAUGUGUAUGCUGGAGCAGAGGACAGAGUUGGUGGUGAAAAGAUCAAGGCGAAGGGUAUCAGAGCUCAUGUUGUUAAGAACCACAUGACGAUGGAAGAUCAUAGGAAGUGUUUGUUUGGUGAAGCUGGAGUGGAGGCAUACAAGGAGAAUGUAUCAAUACGGUCAUUCAACCACCAGCUAGUAACGAUAAAGACCAGGAAGCUGACCUAUAACAACUAUGAUGAUAAGAGGGUGGUGUUGGAAGAUAAAAUAAACACACUAGCCCAUGGACAUUACAGUAUAGAGAGAGAUGAACCAGAGGAUGAGUAGACAGAACUUCAACAUUACUUUUUAUAUAUUGUAUAUUUUUUUCUGUUAAUUAGUUUUAUUGUAAAUAUUAUACGUUAUAUAGUUUGUUAUAUUUGAGAUAGAUUAUUGUAUAUAACUUUUGUAUUUAGAUGUCACGGUUGGAUACACCAACGAUUGUAAAAUAACUCAAAUUGAAAUUAUUGUAAAUACUGUCUAACAGAAUGUUUUUAAGUUAGAUUAGUGUAUAAACUUACAGUAUUUCCCCCCCCCCUUUAUAAUGUAUAAUUGAUAGAUAAUUAAGUUUUUUCAUAUUUAUAAUGUAUAAUUGUUAGAUAUUUAAGUUAGUUUACAAUGAUUUCUUAUAAUAUUUUUUUUCCUGUUAAUAAUCAUGUUUUUUCUGUUUCAGGUUGAUGGAAGCCCAUACAUAUUUAAAAACCUGUGUAAAUGUUAACAUAUAUAAAUGUAUGUUAGCAUAUAAAUAAAAAAAAAAAAACAAUGUUAAAAUAUUUUCAUGUUUAUUCAAUAAAAUGUAUACAAUUUUUAAGAAUUAUUUAUAAACCAUUUCCUUAUAGCAAAUACUUUAUAGAAUGUACACUGUUUAGGAUUUAAGUCCUUAUGAAAGAUACAACAAGGUAAAUUUUCUUCAUCACAAAUUUGUUCCAGUCGAGGACAGCCCAGGUCUUCAAUGUUGAUGAUUGUGACGUGAGGUAUA
Molecule: messenger RNA, 2083 nt
Organism: Aphis gossypii (cotton aphid)
Lineage: Eukaryota; Metazoa; Arthropoda; Insecta; Hemiptera; Aphididae
Exons: 8
Coding region: 10-1392 (460 amino acids)
Source: RefSeq, a predicted model, not a curated record